CCUGCUUCUUAGGGGUUUUAAACUUGUCCAAAUCAUUUUUUCUCCCCCCCCAAUCGCUAUAGAUGUCGCUCCCCGAUUCUUCUUCCUCUUCUUCUCCGCCUGUGACCCGCGAAGAAACCGGUUAUAUCCGUUUUGAACACGGCCAAGAUAACGGCUUUGACCAUCGUGAUCGACCUCCAUGGAACCGCUCCGAGUACGAUUAUCGCCAUGGGAGCAUCGUUGCAUCGGAGAACCCGAGGAAUACCUCGACGUCUUCCGAAGAUCCUUGGUCUUGCGUUGUCGUCGUCGCUACCUUCUGUGUCUUCGUGUCGAUGACUUUGAUUUUGGGGCUUUACGGAACAACGAACGUGUGGUUGGGACCAAACUCCUCCUUCCUCAUUAAGCCAACUUCGGUUUUCGUCCAAACUGUCAUUGUGGAAGAAUUAGGGAAUAAGGGAUCCGGUUUGAUGCUCUACGGAUUGAACCAACCCCCACAGCUCCAUGUCCUGGCCAAUUGGUCUGAAGUCCACUAUUUAGCUGUGCCUAAUGAUUCUUACAAGUAUUGGAUACAGUAUCUGAACAAGGGGUCACGCGUUAAAGUUUCUUACAAUGUUGAAUCUCUGGGCUCUUCCCUCUAUCUUGUGAUUGCCCAAGGUGUGGAUGGGCUCUCCGAGUGGGUGCAAGACCCUACGCGUCCAGACACUACAUUAUCAUGGCAUCUCAUCUCUGAUAGUGGUUUCAUUGAGCAGGACAUAACUAAGUCGUCGAGUUAUUACAUUGCAGUGGGCAACGUAUACCUGAAUGAAGUCAAGGCUACGAUAGACAUUCAAGUUGAAGGGGUAUUGUACGAUACUACCAAUGCUUAUUACAAAUGCACGUUUCCUAACGACAAGUGCACUUUAAGUGUUCCAUUAUUUGGAACUAAUGCUGCUGUACUAACCUCACCAGGUCCAAAGCUGAAUACUUCUAAGAAUGAGUUCUGUGCAAAGCUCUCGUACGAGCCAAGGUGGAUUGCCUACAUAGUUUGCAUGGUUGUAGUGACAGCACUCUUGUUGAUUUUAUCUAGUGUCUUCAAUAAAAGACAACAAGCAGUCCCUGAAAACGAGGAAACAGCUGAUGAGAAUGAUGAUGUAGCUCCUCUGAUUCCGGGAAAAGACGAUGAUAACUCGAGCUGGUGCUCGUCAUACAGCUCAAUCUUGACAAGUACUGAGGAACUAGAAGGUGCACACGGAGAUGGCCAGAGCAGUACAAGAUAUCUGUGUGCGAUUUGCUUUGAUGCGCCUAGGGACUGUUUCUUCCUCUCUUGUGGACACUGCGUUGCUUGCUUCCAGUGCGGGACACGGAUAGCUGAAACAUCGGGAUUCUGCCCAGUAUGUCGUAGGAAGAUCAGGAAGGUGAAGAAGAUCUUCAACGUCUAACAAAAUCAAAAGUCCAGAGGGAAUCAAAUUAACACACAGUGCGCAGGUUGUGUGAUGUUUUUUCUUUUAUCUUUUUGUUGUUGUUUUUCUCACAGUACCAUAUUUGUAUAGAGGUAAAAGAGUGUGGAAAGGGGAUAGAGAAAGACCCAAGAUGAUGGUUGGUUUUAUAAUUGGGUCUGUCUGUGUAUAUGAUGAUGUGGACUCUUUAACAUUUCGGUUUGGUUGUACUACUUGUAACCAUAUUUCAUGAUGGAGUCCGGUUAAGU
This is a messenger RNA of Brassica rapa (field mustard), 1663 nucleotides long. RefSeq names its product E3 ubiquitin-protein ligase APD2. Gene Ontology annotation, molecular function: ubiquitin protein ligase activity. The record is from RefSeq and is a predicted model, not a curated record. NCBI's taxonomy places the organism in Eukaryota, Viridiplantae, Streptophyta, Magnoliopsida, Brassicales, Brassicaceae. Gene Ontology annotation, biological process: protein ubiquitination; cell cycle. Gene Ontology annotation, cellular component: plant-type vacuole membrane; endosome.